UGCUUCUACCUAUCCUGUCGGCCCCCGGUUCCAAAGCAUUCUCGUCUUGUCACCCCCCUGGCGGCCCUUGCAAGCACCAGUAUCGACGCAGCGGUGACAAGUCCGCUGUAUCCUUAACCAACCCCAAGCCCAGACACGCCAGUGACAUCAUACCAUGGUGCCGCGCUCUGCUCUCGGCCUCCUCCUCCUCGCUUUCCUAGCCAACCCUCCGGCGAGGGUGCACGCCUGGGGCCCUUGGAGCACCGACGACGACGACUCGGGGGCGACGUCGUGGGACCCGUCAAAUGGCAACUCGGGCGGGCCCUACGGCGGCAACGACGGGUCUUCCUCCCCUUUCGGAGGGGGGUCGGCGGCGGCCGGCUCCGACCUCGAGCUGGCGAUGCAAUACCGAAGGGCCCACGGCGCGCUGGCCUUCGUCGCCUUCGUGGCCCUGUUCCCCGUGGGCGCCUGCAUCAUGCGCAUGGUCCCGGGCCGCCAUACCUGGCUGUGGCACGCCUGCACGCAGAUCCUCGCCACUAUCACCUACAUAGCCGCGGCCGCCCUGGGCCUCACGCUCGUAGCUACCGUCAAGCUGCCGCCUGACGAGAGAAGCUUGCUGGACAUGCCGGGCAUGAGCACGCACAUGGGCAUCGGGCUCGUGGUGCUAGCAGCUGUACUAGUCCAGCCGAUCCUGGGGGGCGCGCACCACGCGCUGUUCAAGCGGCUGGGGCGGCGGACGGGGUGGUCGCACGCGCACCUGUGGCUGGGGCGGGGCGCGAUCGUGCUCGGCGUGAUCAACGGCGGGCUCGGCAUCCGGCUCGCCGACGCCGGCCGCGACUACACCACCACCUACGUCGUCCUCGCCGUCCUCAUGUGUAGCCUGUGGCUCGCCGCCGCCGUCUACGCCGAGGUCUCGCGCUGCCGCAACGCGCGCAAGCAGAGGGGGGACGCGGCGGCGGCGGCGGCGGCGGCGGCGACGUCGCGCCCGCCCGCCCCCCGUCCGCGCCACGGCCGCGCUCCGCUCGACGACCCCACGCCCCCCUACACGCCGACCCCCGUAAACGGCGCCCGGACUGUGAGUGUGUCGCCCCCGCGAGGGGACCACGUGGAGAUGAGGCCCUACAAGAGCGCCUCGGGCGGGGCCGGCAGGCCGGAAGCACGAGAAAGGCCGUAUUCUUACCCGCAACGGUGGGCGUAGGCUUGUUAUAUAAAAUGUGUCUAGCUGCAGGAGAACGUAGAUCUACCCUUGAUAACUCCCCGUUUCGAGGUAUAGGUUUAUCCUAUCCGGAGGAUAGUUAUAAUACGCAUAACCCCCUGUUAUGCUAAUUAAUUACGGGGUUAAAUACCCCUAUAAAUAGCCCUAUAAAUAACCCUAUAAAUAACCCUAUAAAGGGGUGUUAUUUAGGGGAAACUCUGUUUUUACUAGCUAAAAAACGCGCUAUAGGUGCCUAAAAAUGCGUAUACCUAAUAAAAACGGC
Messenger RNA from Durotheca rogersii, 1457 nucleotides. RefSeq lists its product as uncharacterized. Bases 155 to 1177 code for a protein of 340 amino acids. The record is from RefSeq and is a predicted model, not a curated record. NCBI's taxonomy places the organism in Eukaryota, Fungi, Ascomycota, Sordariomycetes, Xylariales, Xylariaceae. The transcript is spliced from 3 exons.